GUGUGCCAACUUAUCCAGCGUUUGCUGGCCUGGCAAACGGAAUAGAACUUCCCUGGUGCGCACCGGAUCGGCCAAGGGCUGGCCGGGUCAACCUCGGCCACGCGGCAGAAAUACCAUAACAAGCUUAUUGUCAAGCCACAGUAACUAGUCUCACAUACCCUGCAGCUUCUACCACUCGUCAAGCGAGCGCAAUUCAGGCCGAGACCCACACUUGCAUUCAUCGGCCCGGUGCUUGACGCCUCUCCUGUGAGGGCGUCAUCAACAUUAGCCUGCAUCCUCUAGGGGCCCCGGUUUGGGCCCGGUUCUCGCCUGCCGACGAGUCGCUCCGCACCUGCGUUGAGGCCGGCAUUUUGCCCAGCCUUCUCGCAAGCGUUGCCCAGUAUGGACAUCUGAGCCCAGUGUGCAAGGCCAAGGGCCUGUUCUCGCGCUGCGAGGCCACCUCCCCACCCACCACCACCAAGCGACCGUGCUCGUUCUGUCCUCGAUCCCUGAAUUUAAGAAGCAGCGGAGAUGGGACGAAACAGACGCGGUCCAGCCUAUCUGGAGGACGAGGAGUAUUGGCAGGAGGAGGAGGAGGAAUACGACGACUACGAUGCUUACGACGAGGUUGCGGGAGGAUGCGAGGCGUCCUAUGGCACCAGCGAGCGGGCGGAGGGUAACAAUGACGCAGACCACCAAACCGCGGUUACAGCCGACGACGGCUCGAUUAUGUUGAACGAGGAGCUGAACGAGGACGUGUGUGCUAUCUGCCUUGGCGAAAUCGAGCUGGCGGAGACGGCCAUCAUCAAGGGCUGUGAGCACCAAUACUGCGUGAACUGCAUCCUGCAGUGGGCGGUUCAGAAGGAGGCGCCCUGGUGCCCGCAGUGCAAGAAGCCGUUCAACUACCUGUACACGCACCGCCUGCUGGACGGCACGCUCAGCGACGCGCCCUGCGAGGAGAGCGUGUGCCUGCUCAAGCGCGCCACCUGGUUCGUGGAGCACGUCAAGAGCCUGAACGGCGGCAAGGCUGUGUCUGCGGCCAUGGCCACCGCCGACGAUUUCCCCGCCGAGUGGGGCGCCGGCGACCUGUACGACGAGGAUGACUACGACGAUGACGAGGACGAGCAGAUUGAGAACUUCUACUUCAGCCGGGCCGCAGGCCCCGCUCGUAUUGUUAUUGGCAACCGGCGCCUGGGCGAGAACGGCUUCCAGCGCGCCGGCCGCAUCUACGCGCGCCCCACCCACAACAACAACAACAAUAACAACUCUGCUAGCACCAGCAGCGCCGCCGCUACGAACGCGACCGCCGGCAGCGGCAUCGGCAAGCCGGGCAAGAUGCGUGCUGGCGGCAACAGCAGCAAGAUUGCGCCACACCUCGUGCGCGGCAGCGGCGGAGCCGCGGGUGACGCCGGCGGAAGCGCCACAGGCGGCAGCAGCCCUCUGGGCACGUCGCCGAGCGCCGGCGGCAUGGGCCCCCUGAGCGCCGGCGGUGGCGGCGGCAACAGUGCUGCCGCCACACCGUCGGCGCCGGGGCAGGGCCGGCGCGCCAAGCGCAACGCCCGCCGCGCCGCUGCCGAUAUGGCGGGUCUGUCCCUGGGUGUGUAGUGGCACAUGGCGAGCCGGGUGCCUCAUGCCUGCGCGCUGUACCGUGGCGGCUUAGGCCGAAGCGGCGCCAUGGCUGCAAGCAAGAUCCCAGGCAGUUGUGAGGCUGUGGGCGCAUAAUUCAAGAACACUGGGCAUUGCAGCCUUUUUCCUUGUGCUUGCGUCUGAAGGUGCUUGUGCAAAACAUUGUAGACCGUUGCUGCCGCUUGCGGUGGAUGGCUAUGGGACAUCGCCCUUGCUCUAGUACAGCGUUCUGUCAAGCGAAGUUUUGCUUCCUGUGCUUAUCGCAAUGGUCCGCCUGAUGGCUUGCGUUCCAUAAUGAUUUGCUUUGUACCAACACCAAAGAGCGAUAGUUGAAGCUGCCUGCUUGAAUGAGUUGUAGUCCUGUCCCAUAUGGUGUAUGGUGCUGUCAGCGGCCGAGUGACCGAAUCGAGAGAUGGAGUCAAGUGUGUCGGCCAACCAGCCAUAUUGCUGCUGCCUGGGAGUGGGGUUGUCUGGGGGGUGCAAGCUUGCUGUCGCCACCGUCACUGUCGGUGGGCCACGGUGCCAGCGGGCACAUGCAAAAGAUGGAGGACGGGGACGGUAUGCGAGCACGCAGAUUCCCAGUUAGACACAUUGCAGGGAAGAAGCUUGAACCGUACCGUUGACGGACCGACUUGGUCAGUGCUGACGCGCACUUCCGUUGGCAAUACGAAAUGAGAGCGUGGGCCGGACUCCUCGAGUGGUGGUGGCUGGUAGGCGGGAGGCGAGGCCUUACCUGUAUCAUACAUGCGGCAUCGUAGCAGGUACUUGCGAUAGGCCAAAGAGAGUUUCAUGAUAGUGCUUCGGACGUACGGAGCCGGGAGGGCGUUGUUGGGGCCGGGGCAUGCAACGAGUCGCGUAGGGUCGUCACGGCACCGUCCGACGUACGGUCGCAUAAUUACAUGCCGAGGUGUGGCACGCUGUCGCGAAGAGAGUUCUUGCCUUUCAGAGUGACGGCGCUGUGCAUGAUCGGUGAUGGGGUGAAGCGCGAGCGCGGGUUCACUAAGCCAGUGUAAGGGAUUUGCCCG
Molecule: messenger RNA, 2630 nt
Organism: Chlamydomonas reinhardtii
Lineage: Eukaryota; Viridiplantae; Chlorophyta; Chlorophyceae; Chlamydomonadales; Chlamydomonadaceae
Exons: 5
Coding region: 511-1584 (357 amino acids)
Source: RefSeq, a predicted model, not a curated record